AUGUCGACCGGACCCGACAGCAGCAGUGCCGCCUCGACCUCGUCUGCAUCGCCCUCGCUCUGGAACCACGCGCCGGGCACGUCCGGCUCGGACGCAUCCGUGGCCAGCCCCGCUUCAUCCAUCCACCACCACCACCACCAGCAGCGAGCAUCGGCAGGGUUAGCGGCGGUAGGGUCAGCGGCCCACCACAUCUCGCCGAGCUACUCCCUCUCUGGCGGCCCGCCGUCGCGUCCCGGAUUCGCGAUGCCACCAUCGGCGGCUGAGGCAGACACGCUGAGCUCGGCACCGCAUCAGCUGGCCGCUCUGCGCAAGCCUGACACGGAUGGCGAACUCCAGGGAGCCGCAGGCGAGGUGCGCGGCCUCAAACGCAAGGGCUCUCCGACUGCGGGUCACCACGAGCGUGUUCGGAGUGGAUCCGACACGGGCAACGGCAGCCCCGUCCGCGGAGCGCCGGGACCGGAUCACGCCGCGACGUCGUCCAAUGGCACUCCCGAGGGCAAGGCCGGCGGCGGCGAUAAGGGCUCGAGCAAGCGCAUCAAGACGGCUCGCGCAUGCGACUCGUGCCGCCGCAAGAAGAUCCGGUGCGACGUCAUCGACGACGGCGGUCCGCCGAUGGCCAACGUCAACAACGGCAACGGCGGCCUCAUCUGCGCCCACUGCCGGCAGUACGGCUUCGAGUGCACCUUUUUCCUGCCCAUCACCGAGACGCGCUUCAAGAAGAAGCGGGAGCGCGAGGCCGAGGAGGCAGCAGCGGCGGCGAGCCGGAUGGGCCUGUCGGGCCUGGGCAUGGGAAUGGGGAUGGGCAUGGCGCCGGGAUACGGGAUGGCGCACCCUGGCUACCCGCAUGCAGGCAUGCUGCCGGGGCAGCCGGCUCACUUUGGUCCCUCUGCUGCCGCCGCCGCGAGUCAGUCCGCCGCGGAAGUGUCUGCCGUGGCGGCGGCAGCGGCGGCGGCCGCAUCUUCCUCCAGCCCGCCGGGCCAGUCGGGUCCGUCGCGACUGGCAGGCACCGACAAGGCUGUGGCCCACGAGGGCGGCCGGCCUGCCUGGCCUCCGCCGGAUGCAAAGGUGCUGGGCCCCACCUCGAUCGCUUACAUUGUCCACUCGACCGCGUUUGUGCCCGGCGCCGCCAUCGAGGCGCACGACGUCAAGCACAACCAGACGUUCGAGGUCGGGGCGAGCGGUGACGGCGUCAUCAAGUUCCACAAGCCGCCAAAGCAGAGGAUCGCGUCGUCCGGGGCCGACUCGGUGAGCGGCGACGAAGAGGACGAGGUGACCAACAUUCCAGACUCGAUCAAGGGCCGGCUGGCGGGCGACGUCGUCGAGAAGCUGGUCAACACCUACUUUGAGAAGAUCGCCACCCUCUUCCCCGUCAUCACCAAGUCCGAGUUCGUCCACAUCCAGCGGCCACCGCCGCUGCUCCUCUACGCCAUCUGCGGCGUAUCGGCCCUCAGCCGCGACGUGCCGGGCGAGGUUCUGGGCGCCAUCAAGCUGACGCUCAACGCCAUCUUCCGGGACAACGACUUCCUGUCCAACUCGUCGUCCAACACGGUCCGGGCGCUGCUGAUCCUCAGCCUGCACUCGGACCUGCACGGCUCCAGCGCGGUCCAGUCUGGCUCUCGUGCCUGGAGCCGCACGGGGACGGCGAUACGGAUGGCGCAGGACCUCGGCCUCCACCGCGACGCCAGCGGCAAGGACGACGUCCACGACGACGCCUUCUUUGCCGAGAGCAAGCGCCGGGUGUGGGGCUGCUGCGUGACGGCGGACCGGAGCCUCAGCAUCGCCAUGGGCCGCCCGCUUGCCAUCGACCUGACCGACUGCGAUGUCCGGCUGCCGUCGCCGUUUGAGAUCCUGCGAUCGCCCAACGACCUCAGGUCGGACCCGACCACCGACCGCCCGUUCGCCUUCAACACCGAGAUGCUCAAGCUCUGCAUCCUCUUUGGACGCGUGAUGAAGACGAUUUACAGCCCGACGGGCCUGAUGAAGGCGACCGACGACGAAAUCACCAGCCUGCUCAACGACAUGGACCGGUGGAAGGAAUCGCUGCCCGCCGAGCUCCAGUUUCAGGGGCCCGAGUCGUCGCCGCCGGCCGGCAUCCUCCACGUCGGCUACGCCUGCCUGACGAUGCUCUUCUUCCGCGUCUUUAUGCGCAUCUCGUACGUCUGCCCGACGCACCUCAACUUCAGCCUGACGAUUGAGCGGAUGACGUCGAUGAUCCGCUACUCGGCAGAGUCGAUCGCCUGGGUCGACAACAACGACUUCUACCUCGACUCGAUGCACUUUGUCACCUACUGCCUGGUGUCGUGCGCCACGGUGCAGUACCACGCCUGCGUGCGCCGCGGCGACCCCAACGCGCUGGGCCACCUCAAGAAGCUCCACGACGUCAUGGUCCGUCAGCGCAACGCCGACAACCUCGGCGAGAACCUGUCGGCACGGCGCAAGACGAUCGACAUUAUCACGCUCCUCUACGAGUCGGCAUCGGGCGCCUACGCCAACUCGCCGUGCACCGGCAGCCUCAACCCGACCGCCGGCGUCACCAACCGCGGUAGCCAGGACCAGAUCCGCGGCAUCGUCUUCCGCGCCGACGCCUCCAAGCCGGGCGGCGGCGUCUACGUGGCGGUCAAGCGCGAGCUGAUGCUCCGCGACCUGCCCAAGGGCACCCUCAUCCUGCAGGAGACCGAGGACGGCAACCGGGUGCCGGCGCUGGUGCGGACCUCGCUCGACGGCGACGGCGGGUGGCAGACGUUUGAGCAGUACCGCGCGGCGCUCAUGGCGUCGGCCAAGCAGGGCAUCGCCCAGGCGCAGCUCCCCAACAGCAGCGCAGCACCCAACGGAUUUACGGCGUUGGCGACGAGCGGCCUCGAUGGUCAGCAGGGCACGCAGGCGGGCUCGGGCAUGCCGCUCGACGGUCCGCCGACGAUUGUCUUCCCAACGCCCUCGGACGUUGCAGCGGGCACCGGUCCUGCGCCUGCUGCGAGCGUGGGAGCCGAUGGAGGGGCGGAUGGCGGAGGAGCUGGGCUGGCGCCGCCGGGGGCCAACCUCACCUACCUUGGCGGAGACGUCUGGCAGGACGCCGAGGGUCGACCGGUGAGCAGCCGCGGCUCGAGGCUGGUGACCAUGGUUCCGCUCUCGCCGGGCAUCAAUGGCGGCGCGGCGCUCGGGUCGGACCCCAACUUCCAGCUUCCCUUUGGCGGACCGACGGGCCAGCUGCAGGUGACGCGCAACACGGUGCUUCCGGGCGACCCCAACUUCAACCUCAACCCGCACCUCAACGACGGCUACUGGGCGCCCGCCGAAUUCGUCCUCGACGGCAACGGCCAGCUGACGGGCUCGGCUGGCGGUGCCGGCGGCGGGUUCGAUACCCUGAUGCUCGACAGCAUACCCGGCGAGUCGCUCGACUUUGCAAACUGGGACGCCUUUUUCCAGAAACUCAACCAGGCCCAGACGCCCGCCCAGUCUGCCGGUGCGGGUGCGGGUGCGGGUGCGGGUGCGGGUGCAGGUGCAGGUGCGGAUCAGGUGCAGGCGAAUGGUGGACAGCAACAGCAACAGCAGCCGCAGCAGGAUGGACCGAGUCAGUCGGUCCUCGGUGGCGCUCCUGCCACCAGCGGCGGCGCUGCACUGCACACCGGAUCGUGA
Pseudozyma flocculosa PF-1 is the source of this 3633-nucleotide messenger RNA. RefSeq lists its product as uncharacterized. Gene Ontology annotation, molecular function: zinc ion binding; DNA binding; DNA-binding transcription factor activity, RNA polymerase II-specific. Gene Ontology annotation, cellular component: nucleus. The transcript has 2 exons. Gene Ontology annotation, biological process: DNA-templated transcription. The record is from RefSeq and is a predicted model, not a curated record. The coding region runs from base 1 to 3633 and encodes 1210 amino acids. Lineage: Eukaryota; Fungi; Basidiomycota; Ustilaginomycetes; Ustilaginales; Ustilaginaceae.